UUCAGUCCUUUUUUUAGUACCUAGAAGCAAUAAUUUACAGGCCACCAGAAUGAGCCGGACCACUUUCUUUGAGGUGGUGAUCUUUGAUGCCAAGACAAGGGAGCAGCUUUGUUUUUUAGAUAAGGUGGAUCCUCACUCAACAAUAGGAGACAUAAAGAACCUCCUUUACAAAUCAUAUCCUCACUGGUAUCCAGCAAGACAGGCACUGAGACUUGAUCCCAAAGGAAAACCCCUCAGAGAUGAUGAGAUCCUGCAGAGUCUACCUGUUGGCACCACCGCUACCAUGUAUUUUAAAGAUCUCGGCCCACAGUUAGGUUGGACUACGGUGUUUUUUGCAGAGUACAUUGGGCCCCUUCUCACCUAUUUCCUCUUCUAUUUCCGAGUGCCGUACAUUUACUCUCACAGAUAUGCCUUCACCUCCAGCCCCCAUCCUGUUGUCUCACUGGCCUGUGUCUGUCAUACUUUCCACUAUGUGAAGAGGUUGAUAGAGACUAUCUUUGUGCAUCGUUUCUCUCAUGGAACUAUGCCUCUCAGAACAAUUGUCAAGAAUUGUGCCUAUUACUGGGGUUUCUCAGCAUGGUUGGCCUACCAUAUCAACCACCCUCUUUAUACACCUCCAUCAUAUGGAGAAUUGCAAGUCAACUAUGCAGUAGUUCUAUUUAUGAUCUGUGAAAUGGGAAACUUCUCCAUUAAUUUGAGUCUGAGUAACAUCAGAGUAGAUGGAUCCAGAGGCAGAAGGUUUCCUGUACCAACUAAGAACCCAUUUACAUGGUUGUUUUUCUUUGUAUCCUGUCCAAAUUACACAUACGAGGUUGGAGCUUGGGUGAGCUUUUCCAUUAUGACCCAGUGUCUGCCAGUUGCAGUAUACACACUACUGGGGUUCAUUCAGAUGAGCAUCUGGGCCAAAGGCAAACACAAAGCAUAUGUCAGAGAGUUUAAAGACUAUCCUAGAGCGAGGGGGACCAUUAUCCCACUGAUUCUAUGACAAUGACUAAAGCAUGAACUGUUGCAGCAUGUAAGGGGACAAGCACUAUGCAAUCUUGUUUCUUUUUUAUGAAUAAAUUAACUGAAACAGCUAGGAAUAGAGCAAUAAUGUGAUGAAGUACUGUAUCUGAGCCUAUAGAAACUACAGGGAACAUUUAAUUUUCGGGUUGCUUUUCAGUGGUGGGUUUAACUCUAUCAUUAUAACUAUGUAAUUUAAGUAAUUAGCAGCAUUUGAAAUCAUUCUCAAUAUUAUCUAUGCUUUGUUACCAUCUGAAGUUUCAUUUUUCGUUUUUAAUAUAACUUGUCUAAAGGCUGGAAGAUGUAUUUUAGAAACCUAUAUUCAAACCAGCAAGCAGCUUCCUCCCAUUUUCCUGAGAACUUGGCAAUUGCUUGUAUUCACAUGAAGUCGCAGCCACCUCAGCAGUGCUGCGCAUCAGGAAGUGGGGGUCACCAUAGCUCAUUGUAGACCAGAAUGUGUGUGAACAGGUUCUUGAGUUUGUAUUGUCUUCGGCUUUUCCAAUGGAUCAAAUCAUGACACUUAUUUAGGUUACUUCAGGGUUUCCCAUGAAGGCAUAAGAAAAGGGAAAGAAAAAUGCUGUCAUCAUUGUGUUAAAGACAACCACUUUACUUCAGCUGGCCAGGGUCCUUCUCCCUUAGCUUCUGCUGUGUUCUGAAGCUUUUUUAUAGAAUAUGCUUUAAAAAGAUGUGUAAUGGAAUAAAUAAACAAUCUUGAAUAAUGCAAAUCUCAAUGUGACUAACCAUACUCAGAUACAUUGUGUUUAACAUAGGAGUGUAUAAAAAUUAGUUUACUAGAACAAACCUUCAUAACAGUAUGAAUGCUUAAUGAAACCCUAAUGCACCAUGUAAAAAAAAAUCUGUCUAUCUCUCUAUCUAUGGUUUGUCCUAGUAGACUAAUGUUUCAAUGAGUGUACU
This is a messenger RNA of Melanotaenia boesemani (Boeseman's rainbowfish), 1917 nucleotides long. RefSeq names its product very-long-chain enoyl-CoA reductase. Gene Ontology annotation, molecular function: oxidoreductase activity, acting on the CH-CH group of donors. Gene Ontology annotation, biological process: very long-chain fatty acid biosynthetic process. NCBI's taxonomy places the organism in Eukaryota, Metazoa, Chordata, Actinopteri, Atheriniformes, Melanotaeniidae. The transcript is spliced from 13 exons. The coding region runs from base 50 to 985 and encodes 311 amino acids. The record is from RefSeq and is a predicted model, not a curated record.